This is a messenger RNA of Protomyces lactucae-debilis, 4949 nucleotides long. RefSeq lists its product as uncharacterized. NCBI's taxonomy places the organism in Eukaryota, Fungi, Ascomycota, Taphrinomycetes, Taphrinales, Protomycetaceae. The coding region runs from base 386 to 4822 and encodes 1478 amino acids. The transcript has a single exon. Gene Ontology annotation, cellular component: endoplasmic reticulum membrane. The record is from RefSeq and is a predicted model, not a curated record.
GACGAACACCACGCAUCAGACUCUACAUCCUACACAAGCUGCCUGCCUUUUGUGACCCAGCGCCUCAAUCUAGCAGUGAUACCGUCUUCUACUUCAUCUGGAUACAGCGCAGCACAGUGUUCCAUCUCUGCUGAGCGCAAGCACAAGAAUGGACGAUUUGGCCAGCGACGUUGCACACCCUAGGCCCACAUCAGAUACGCGCCAUGACGCAGUCAGUACGGCCGCCGACGAAGACUUUUGCAGAGUCUGUCGCUCAGAAGGCACAGACGACGAUCCGCUCUUUUACCCAUGCAAGUGCUCUGGCUCAAUUCGAUAUGUCCAUCAAGACUGGUAAUUCACUAAGCUACAAGAUGCAAUCACAAGACAACUAACCAUCUGCAGCUUAAUGGAAUGGCUGCAACACUCAAAGAAGAAACACUGUGAGCUUUGCAAGACACCUUUCAAAUUCACAAAAGUCUAUGAGACAAAUAUGCCGCGUAUCCUACCCUUGCGACACCUCUCAAAGACGCUCUUUCGAGAUGCAAAAGUCUUCACGGUGCUCAUACUACGCUGGCUGCUUGUGUCGUUUGUAUGGCUUGGCUGGCUACCCUACUGCACGCGUCAUAUCUGGAAUGGAGGUCUACGCUUCGGUGAGUCAAUGACAUUCUUCUAUACCCUGCUAGGCAUCCUUCCCUGGCCCAGCAAAACGGACUCGUCAGCAGCAGCUUCCACAACAACAAGCGUCGUCGAUACUACAGAAACGAUCGUUGCGAAUACAACAGCAGCGAUCCGUGAUACAUUCUUGCCGUCACCACUCCAUAACCUGACACAAUCAGAAUACGUCAAUCGCGUGAUUGCGGAUGUUUUUGAGGGGCAAGUCAUCACGUCCAUCAUUAUCGUUGUUUUUGUCGUUGUCUUUUUGAUUCGGGAAUGGAUUGUUCAGCAUAAUGCAGAGAUGCUCGCUGAAGCAGGUCCAUUUGCACCACCCGUCCAAGUCGAUGAUGUGGAUGUUCUCCAACGACGCGAACAACGACGUCAGCUUGCACUGGCGGAAGUCGAGCAGCAUCGAGAAGCAAUGAGAAUAUUCGAUCCAGUACGGCUUGUCGGUCAAGACCCCGACGUUGUUGAUGACGACCAUGCAGUCCCUGUCGAUGCAUUGGCAAAUGGAGACAAUGCCUUGCAACCUAUGGGACAGCAUCUCGUGAAUGCCGAGGCCCCUGAGGGUGGCCCGAUAGAGCGGCAAGGCAACGAUACCGUCCGUGCAAUAAACGACACACGCAGUCAAGCACGACUCAAUGAUCCACAAUACGACGAUGCAAUGGCAACAGCCACUACGAAUGGGGACGACAAUGCAGAACACCGUACGACAGCCGAAGAGCGAGCACUGCGGCGUGAAGCGGCGUUACGUCGAGCUGAGCAACGAUUCGAGGAUCAGGAACGUCGUCGAGGUGCAGAGAUUGGGUUGUUGGGUGCUACUGCGCCUUCAGCAUCCGUGAGUCAAGCAGCUGAGGACGCGUCAGAGCGUAGAAUGACACGGUCGGCGAGUAGGACGCUAGCACUUGAACGACAACUUGCUCAACAAUCUGGUACAGCGACCGUUGAAGAGGCGCGUCAACGCGCAGCACGGGAACGCAGUGCAGAGCGGAAAGCGUGGGAUGCACGUAGGGAAGCGGCUGGUGAUGGUCGAUUUGAUGAGCAGUAUCCUGAUUCGCCUAUGCCUCUUCCUGCGCAAUUGGCAGAGGAGGACGGAGAAGAGAAUUUCUACCUGAAUGGUGGAGAAGCUGCAAAUUUGCUGGAUAUGCCUGAUGUACGAGGCUCAAGCUCACGGGCUUUCGCAAAUACUGCCGCGUAUGUGAACGACCCUGCAUCAGGCAAUCUCAUGUCAGAGAACGAUUUUCUAGAGAUGCUCAGAACCGGUCGAAAUAUGGCCAAUGACGACGUCCUCCUGGCAAGUCUUCGAGUAAUCAUUGCUACCACGCUGCAAGGAACAAAUAUUGUCGAACGGCCCGAGUCACACUCCAGGGACGAGACCUUCGACAUCUUGGUGCAUCGGUUGGUUGAAAUUGAGAGAUCGGCAUUUGUAUCAGAUGUUGAUCUCGACUGGCAACGGCAAGUUGCCAUUCAGUUUGAAUUGCGAGACACGAACCCUCACUACCGAGCGAUUGCGCUUUCAGACUUGAUAGCCGGCGUCGAGCGUGGCAUUCAGGCCCAAUAUGCAGAACCAGAGCGACAGUUUCCUCCAGUGCAACAUGUUGAUGUUGCUGUCAAUGCAGCGCAGCAGGCAGAGGAUGCCCUUUUUGACGAGAUGGAAGCGGCAGAAAUGGAUGAAGAUAUCGAAGGUCUCUUGGAACUCGUCGGUGUACGUGGCCCAAUCAUCAACUUGCUACAAAACUCCAUGCUCGUUGUUGUGCUCAUCUCAACAUUCAUCUUCUUUGGCAUCUCCAUCCCAUAUAUGUUUGGUCGAGGCAUACUCGCGGCAAUCUGGGAUCCACAAGCCUAUGUGAUGAACUGGAUCGGGAUCUACAAAGAUAUUGCGAGUCUUGCUGCUCAAUCGGUCCGCGAUGUCUACUUCCUGCUGGCUCUUGCAAUCAGCCUCAUGUAUGUCGCAAUGCUCUCUUUGAUCCAAUUUUCCGCUCCGAUGUUUCGGCCUUUGUUGCCAUACGUCCGACGCUCACCAUUUGCUCUUUGGGUCAUCAAGAAGUUCCUAGAUGUUGACUUCUGGUUGAGCGAUGCAGUCCCACGCAUGCUCAAAAGUGCCGAGGCAAGUAGAAAUCGAACCACUGCAUCUGUGUUGGAUACAUCGAUCGACCUAUUAAAGACUUCAACGGCAGACAACACCUUUUGGAAGCCUGUGGCGGAAUUACUCGGCCCACUUGGAAAUAACAGCCACCUGAAUGCCUUCGUCAAGCGUGCGUUUACCGCAUUUUCUCCCAGAGCCAACGCCAUCAUUACUGGCUAUGCUGUCAUCGGUCUCACGGGCGCCUUGUAUUUGAAGCUCAAUCGACGCGUCACAUGGUCAGAGACUGGUCGUCAAGUGGAAGUUGCCCUUCGCGCCAUGAUUCGGCAAGCUGGGUACGUGCUGAAAUUCAUCAUCAUUCUCGGUAUCGAGCUGGCCGUCUUUCCCUUAUACUGCGGCGUCUUGCUGGACUUGAUUUUGAUUCCCCUCUUUACAACUGCAACAAUCGCUGAUCGCAUCAAUUGGCUGGCCCAGUACCCUUUCACAAGCAGCUUUAUACAUUGGUUCGCGGGAACCAUCUAUAUGUUCCACUUUGCCUUGUUCAUCUCCAUGUGCCGACGCAUCGUGCGGCCUGGUCUGCUCUUCUUUGUGCGCGACCCGGAUGACCCAGAGUUCAACCCAAUCAAGGAAAUCUUGGAACGACCUAUUCGUUCACAAAUGCGCAAGAUUGGACUAAGCAUCUGCAUCUACGGCACUUUGAUUGUCGGUGGUGUCGGGAGCGUUGUCUUUGCCGUGAGACGCUGUGUACCUGGCUUGUUGCCUCUGCACUGGACAUUCAAGGGACACAUCACGCCCGUCCCAGUUGACGCACUCGUCUUUCAACUUCUCCUCCCAGCCUUUUACCGUUACUUUGAUUUGAGUCAACGUUUCCAAACAAUCUGGAAGAAGUGGUUCACCUUGUCUGCGAGCAAAUUGCGACUAUCAUCUUUUAUUAUGGGUCAUCGAGUUAUUGAAGAGGAAGAUCGUGUCAAGCAAGGGGACAAGUACACUGUCCGAGGAUCGUUCAGGCGUGUGCCACAAACUGAUUCGAUUCCGAUGCGCAAGCUCCAACGACCGAUGAUCAUGCGUGUCACUGAAGACAAUGUACUUCUUGACAAGAAGGGAGAAGAGGUGGACGAUACACGAGAGGAUCCAAAUUACACCGUGGUCUAUGCUCCGCCGGCGUUCAGGCUUCGAAUCUACCUGUUUCUACUAUCUGCAUGGUUCUUUGGUGCAGCGGCAGGUGUUUCCGUCUGUGUCAUUCCUUUGCUCUUUGGUCGAAAAGCGGCUCAGUCCUUGGCACCAGGCGUUGUUGUCAACGAUGUCAUUUCAUGGUUGUAUGGCACCUUCGCCCUCAUCAUGGCUCUAGGGCUCUUUAGUGGCCUGGCUCGUGUUGUCACUGCUCUCUCCCACGUCAAGCAGCUCAUGGAGCAUCCAGAACAGGUUGCUGCCAAAAUCAGUCAAGUGCUGCGGUUUGCGGUCAAAUGGCUCUACCUGGGCAGCAGCUUCGGGGUGAUGAUCCCUCUUGCAAUUGGCCUGUGCAUGCGUGCCUACAUCUACUCACCACUAGCACUCUUGAAGCCUUCGAAUAUGGUACCAGUCAUCUCCAUCAUGCAUGAUUGGUUGAUUGGUGCAGUUUACAUCGUCAUCAUUACUCGUGUCGCUUUGUACAUGCCUGGGUCACAGAUGGCCACUGCCAUACAAGCUGUCGGUCAGAACAACUGGACAGAGGGCUGGCGAAACCCACAGAUUGGUGUAGCGACGCGGCGCCUCAUUGCACCUGCUUUGGCGAACUUGCUGGCCGCUCUGCUUGGACCUGCGGCGCUUGGCUUCCUUGCUCUCAAGACACACUAUCGACAUGCAAGUGCAGAAAUGAGUGCCAUUGUCAUGCGAAUGUCUUAUCCUUCUGCCGCACUGGCAGCAGCUGCCGUCUCGAUGACCAAAGUUGGGCAGAUUGUGUGGCGUCGAUACCGUCAACGCAUCCGAGAUCAUGUCUAUAUGAAGGGGUCUGUGCUACACAAUUACAAGGCUCGCUCUCCGCCAGCUGCCGUGCUGCAGAAGACUGAAGGCAUCCCUGUGCUCCCAAAUCAGACGAUUGACGAGCAGAUGCCAGCACUGGCCAACUAGGUCACGGUUCGUAGACUUUGCUUGGCACAUAUAGCCGUGCAUUUAUAGAUUACCAUGAUGAACCCAUGGACAGUAUCACGGAUGGUCAGCUGUAAGGGAGCUCAUCAUUUGAUCCUCAAACUCCAUG